GUUUCUGCGGGACGGGGAGGAGCCACCUGAUGAUGCAGCCCGAGCCGACGCCGGCAGGUCCGACCAUGGCCUUGCGCCAGCUGCGCGAGCGCCACGCCAACGAGGAGGCCUACCUACGCGAGGCCCAAGCGCGCAAGCUGGCCGAUUUCCAGGCGCGGCUGGCCGACGAGCUCGCCGAGCUGCGGGCGGCCCAUGCGGCCGAGCUGGACGAGCUCUUCACGUCGCUGCAUGAUGCGGCGAAUCGGCUCGAGGCCGAGACCAGCCAGCUGCGUGAACGCAAGCGGCAGUGGGGCGUGGUCGAGCAGCGUGUCGAAGAAUCGCUCGAGAAGCUCUCGAGCUCGGUCAUCAAGCUCAACGUGGGCGGGCGUAUCUUUGCCGUGCCAAAGGAGACGCUUCUGCGCUUUGAAGGCAGCUACUUUCACGCGAUGCUCUCGAACGAGCGCUGGAAGCCCGACUUGGAUAAUGAUGCCUACUUUAUCGACGCCGACCCGACGCUCUUCGAGUACGUCAUGACGUAUCUGCGCGAAGGCGACCUGAGCUGCGAGGGGCUACCGCCGUUGAAGAAGCAGCGCUUGAUGAAGACGCUCGACUACCUGAACCUCGAGGUGUUGCAGUGGGACGCGGGCGCGUCCGUUGACAUUACCGAUGGCACGAUCUUGCUCUCGGAAGACAAGCGCACCGUGAGCUUCUCGCUCUCGAUCGCGGACGAAACCGGAUUCAUCCAGGCCACGCACCCCGUGGACCGCGUCUCGAUCCAGAUUGUCUCGACCGGCAACACGUUUCAAGUGACCCCCCAGACGCACAUUGGCCUCGAGGCCUUCCAGCCCGACGGCGACGUGGAUGCUGCGAUCUCGUACAACGUGUGCUCGGGCGAGGUCAAGAACCUCGACGCGCGCAUGGACAAGAUCAAGGGCCAGACGUUCCAGAGUGGCGACAUCCUCACCAUCAGCUACCACCGCGCCGAGCGUGCGAUGACCUUUGCCAAAAAUGGCCUGGACAUGGGCAUCUGCAUUCAAGACGUGCCCGAGAAGAAGUACUACCCGUACAUUGACACCAACUGCGAUGGCAUCUGCCUCUCAUUAGCCAGCUAGUCUCGUCGACUAGCUAACUAUUUGAAGUACUAUUUGAGAGCCGAGCUGCCACCUUAGCAACUACCUUGCAUUGCGAUCAAGGAAGUGGCUCGGGAACCGAGACGACUUGCAUCGUCGACGAGCUCGCCGGUUGCGACGGAGGCCAUGG
Messenger RNA from Saprolegnia parasitica CBS 223.65, 1239 nucleotides. RefSeq lists its product as hypothetical. The transcript has 2 exons. Gene Ontology annotation, biological process: protein homooligomerization. Bases 30 to 1091 code for a protein of 353 amino acids. NCBI's taxonomy places the organism in Eukaryota, Oomycota, Saprolegniomycetes, Saprolegniales, Saprolegniaceae. The record is from RefSeq and is a predicted model, not a curated record. Gene Ontology annotation, molecular function: protein binding.